Molecule: messenger RNA, 1020 nt
Organism: Penicillium diatomitis
Lineage: Eukaryota; Fungi; Ascomycota; Eurotiomycetes; Eurotiales; Aspergillaceae
Exons: 3
Coding region: 1-1020 (339 amino acids)
Source: RefSeq, a predicted model, not a curated record
AUGCAAUCUCCUGGUACGCCCUACAAGCGCCGGCCAGUGUCUGUGACUCCGGUCAGUAGCCCGAAGCGGCCGAAGCUCGAAAGAGCAACGUCCGCCAGCCCGUUCCAAACAAUGACGCAGACACUGGCACGCACUGCGAGCAUACUCUACGCAGGCUCAACAGAGGUUACAAGAGAUCCCUUGCAAGAGUGCCAGACAGCACUUGCCAACGAUAUCCAAUCUCUGAGGUGGGACGAUUCACGGGAAACUGCCGCAAACCAGAGAGGUUUCGAGAUGUUGCAGUUUUUACGAGAACUCAAGGCCGAGGUCGAGACUCUCAAGCACAAUGUCAAGACUCUCGAAGGCAAAAACAAGACUCUCGAGGGCAAUGUCAAGACUCUCGAAGGCAAAAACAAGACUCUCGAGGGUCACAAGUCUCAGUCCGACGCCCGAAUUCAGGCUUUGGAGGCCCAAACAAAGGCUCUCGGCGAACAUGAUACUAUACGAGCUGCAGAAACCAAGAUCUGCAGAGACGUUCGCUUGCGAACAAUACUAUCCUAUUGCCGCCCACGCCUGAACAAGGUGGAGAAGACUCCGGUAGAACAGGAGAUAUGCGACAUGGUAACCGACCAAACGAAGGUACAUGCAGGUAAUGUGCUUGGGGAUGCCUCAGCGCUCCUUGAGAACUUUCCAGACCCAGCCGACGAGUUUCAACACACUGCAUACCGCAGCUUUCAAAAGUUGUAUGGGACAACCCCGCAACGUAUUCGGGCAGCCGAUCUCGCCCGUAUCCCGGAGUCGAUUCGAACCCUUGAUACAAUUGCGACACACAUGUACGCGCGGAAGGGUCGUCAUCGACUUACGGAAGAAGCGUUCCAGAGUCGCCAAGCCCUGAUACAACUCCUAGACAGUCGCGAGUACGAGAGCGCCGAGGCAUUCUGCUUGGAGAAUCGCCUGUUCUUCGCGCCACGGGAGAAAAAUCAGGAGUCAAAGCUGCUGGAGGGGGUUUCGGAAGAUGAGCCGGACGAUUGGACGUAUUAG